Pocillopora meandrina is the source of this 2110-nucleotide messenger RNA. NCBI's taxonomy places the organism in Eukaryota, Metazoa, Cnidaria, Anthozoa, Scleractinia, Pocilloporidae. The record is from the annotation of a GenBank genome assembly.
CCUGUUUACACGGAGGUGGGGGACCCCAGGUAGGUGAAGUAACCCGCCCAGGUGGGGUAGCCCGCCUGUCCAUAUGAUUUCUUAUUUUAUCUUGAUCACGUUUACACGAUAGGUGGGGUGACAAUUUGCCAUGUAAACGUCUCAAGGUGGGAUAACCCGCCUAGCCGGGUUUGCGUUCAUGGUAAAAAGCUCAAAAGCGAAACGUGUAUGUUUUAAAACUUUGUACAUUUCCUAGCCUUCUCAUGGCAGAAAUCACCAGGAACCGCAACGGACACACAAGGAAUGUAAAAUGUUCACAUUUCGGAAUACUUAUCGUUGUAAAUCGACCAUAUUUCGUUUCCCAAACUAUUCCGUAUAACGUAUUAGGUCAACGGUUCCUCGCGUAACCUAACACCGCGUAACACAACGCGUGACGCUUUCAUGAAUAAAUACAUAUUUUUCCGAGAAUUAAUCUUUCGUCUUUCUCGAGAUGUGAGCUUGGGACCCCUCUGCUCAAACUCCUUAAUUGCAAGCGCAACAACAACCUCUAGAAACCUAACCCCAGUACCCCGGGGUUGUAAGAUUGUAUGUAAACGCGUUUUAUUUUUCGACCAAGGCCAGGCGGGUUACCUCACCUAUCUGGGGUCCCUCACCUAUCUGGGGUCCCUCACCUCCAUGUAAACAGGCCCUAAAAUUUCGUCUGUGUCUUCUAUAAUUGGUGUUGAAACGUUUAUUCAAUUUUGAAAAGAUGUUAUUUGUGAACCUUUGACUUUUACAACGACCUCGUCUUGUAAUAUAACUUAAUGUUUGCACGCAUUUAACGAAACUUCUUACAGGUCACGACUCAUCUUCUUAUAUUUGAGCUAGAGAGGAAAUUGUAUGAAAACAGCUCUAUUUAUUAACGUUAACUCUAUUAUUGUCUGAAGAGUUUUUACUUUCGUUGAUAUGUAAAUAGAUAGGAAAAAUGAUUUUGGACACUACAUGUACUCGAGAACGAAUAAAGUUAAAAAUGGCGCUGAGGAAUUAUUUGCUUUGUGUAAGGAAAGUUUUGUUGGUAAAGUUCGUGAUUUAGGACAGGAAUUUUUUGUUCUUCAACGAGCAGAAACAUUGCAUAACGUAACCUAUCUGCAAAAAUAGAACAUUUCCCAUGUAGUUGUAUUCAUAAUUAGGGAUAGUCGGAAGUUAUGGAAUUUUUGAAAUGUUUCAGCUCCUACGAUUAAUAUUAUUAGUUAAGUUGUGAGACUUUAGAGUGGUCUCCAUUUUUACACGUUUUUAGGGAUUUAGAGACGUAAUUUUUGGGCUUUAAUUUUUUCUGCAAAUACGAAUUAAGAUUUCUUACAAGGUAGAAAAUGGUAAAAGUGUUGUAGAAUCUCAGGAAACGUCUAAUCUCUCGCUCCAGUCCCUUCGCAUUACGCAGAGUGCUUGUUUCCUUUACCAAGCUAGCGUGUUUUAAAAACAACAUACAUAAAAAGUUUCCCUGAACAGAUUAUGGCCAAAUUAACACCAAAUUGGAAAUCUACGGUUAAUUCCCUGCAUUUCCGUGGCUAUCCGCUGUGGUUUUUUAUCCAAGGGGGCUAUUAUUCUUGCUGUAAUCGGAAAGAGAGACCCAUAUGAGACACUAUUCAUUUCGUGCUUAAACUCGCCGUGAAACGACAAUUUUUUCAUCUCAAACGGCGAAUAGCAGAAAGAUAGGUGGAAUUUAUGUCGCAAUUGGAAAUAACCUGAUGCAAGUGAUGACGGACAACGUACCACCAGUUGUUAUGUUAUGAUUUUAUUGGUCAAAGUUGACUUCAAGGGUAACAUAAAAUCGAUCGAGGUAAAGUCAUUUUUAGCUUGUUCCUGUUAGUCACGAGAAGGGAAAGAAGUGGAAAGCUAAUUUUCAGCAAACGUUGCUUGUUUGUGAAGGAGAAGCUCAUUCAGUAUGCGUGAAAGAGGAGGCAAAGGUGGCUUGUACAGAUUACAAUGGUUUUUCUCGAAUAUCUUUAUUGCUUUUGUGAUAGCUGUGGCAUGUUUUGUGAACGAGGCGGAAUCAGUGCGCGAGUCGAAAGCUGCGGAAAACUCUAAAUCCAACAAAGAAAAGGUAAAACUAUCUGAAAAUGCGAUUAUGAAAGGAGUUGUUUACUGGAAAUGA